AUGUACGACUAUAGCUCCUCGGGAGUUAUUACUUCUUACGCUAUUGUCGGUGGCAAUGUAACACGAGUUACACAUACGUCUGGCGGCGGAGACACCUACAACGAAAUGUUUUGGGAGUCAGAUUCAUUGGCGCUCGAGCAGCACGAACUAGCCUUCGAUUAUUUCAAUGUCUACAAUGAAACAUCCUCAUCGGCUUCCACAUUCACUGCUUCCGCAGCAUCUUCAUCGUCACCUUCGGGUUCUAUGGCAAGCUUCCCUGAUGCUGCCGCUUCCCUGGCUUCCUCUGAUUUUUCAUCAGCCAACAUUGGCGCCAUUGUCGGCGGUAUCAUUGGUGAUGUUUUUGUCUUUCUGGUUGUCGCCGUUGUAUUUGUCUGGUAUCGUUCGAGGCAAAAGCGACGAGAUGUGCAUACCCGCGCAAUCGGUGAUCCCCCGCCACCAUUUCUGGGAUCUAAUGGUCCCACACCUCCGCUUCUUACUUCUGGGUCUGCAGAACCCUUUAUACCGACGAGACAAAUACCGGUCUUCCCUGUUGUCGCGUACCGGGAUGGUGCCAGAGAUAGCGUGGAUACCUCCUCUUUCACAGAACCCAUCUUUGCUGGUCUGACUUCUAAGUCGUCAACAGCACUGAUGUUGUCCUCGUCCGCUGGUCGGUUUGCCGGUGAUAGCGAUAUCGACAGUGGGGUUCGUACACGUCCGCAAGAAGAUGACUUGCCCCCAGUCUACAGUGCUAACUAG
Molecule: messenger RNA, 735 nt
Organism: Desarmillaria tabescens
Lineage: Eukaryota; Fungi; Basidiomycota; Agaricomycetes; Agaricales; Physalacriaceae
Exons: 6
Coding region: 1-735 (244 amino acids)
Source: RefSeq, a predicted model, not a curated record